CCGAUAUUAAAGAUUAAAUGGUCUUUCCAAAACUUUUAUUAAAUACAACUGCUGCUGUAAUUUUUAUAAGCUGCCCAAUUUCAAUUGGCUCUUAUUAUUUAUAUGAACAAUUGUAAAUAGAUAAAUCAUAAGUAAUAUUUAAUAUAACAUUUAGACAGCCUAUGCAUUAAAAAUACCUUUGACAUAUUUUAUAUUGUAUCAUUUAGGAGUGAUUUAUAUUUGGGUUACUUUAAUUUGGCAUGCCUAUUUAGGCACUGGAGAUAAUUUAAGAAACUUACUUACGAAUAUAUGGCAAAAUCAUUACAAAGUCUCUUACCCUAUUAUUCUAUUUAAUGAAGUAAUGUUUUUUAUAUAAAUUAACUAGAUUUUUAGUUUUGUUAUAGCUCUCUAUGGAACUUUUGAUACAAACUUAUAAAAAUAUACAGCAACUCAACUUUUAUAUUAUGCAUCAGCUUUUUUUGUUUGCAAUCAUGUUUAUUCAUUAUAUUCAAGAAAUAUUGUCAGAAGAAAUGAUGUACAUUAAUUACCACAUUGUGAUAAAAGAUUAUUUUAAACGUACGAAUACCUUUUUUAUAUUUAAACACUGAUCAUAUUUGUUUGUAAAUUAUCAUAUUUUCUAAUUUUAGGUUUUUAUUAUUCUAUCAAAUUUGAUAAUUUGUAAAAAGAAAUUAAGCCUUUUAUAAAGUUUCUAAUCAAUUAGUUAAUGUUUCAUGUCUUUGAAAUUACAAAGAUAUAUUUUGUCAUAAAUCUAUUUGUUUUGAUUUAAUUUCUUUAAGUUAUUAUAGAUGGUAUCUAAUUAGUUAGAGACUAUGAUUAAAUUUCGUAUGUAAUUGCUAGUGUAACUGUAGCAAGCAUAAUCAUAGCCUUUAUCUAUAAUCUUCAUAUAUUAGUAAACAUAUACAUAUUAUCGAGGGUUAAUAUUAUUUAUAACUAAGGAAUUGUAGGGAUGGAAGAUUUUUUAAUGAUAAUCCUUAAGUUUAAAUCACUAAUUUGAGAGAAGAAGAUUUAGAAAAAUUAGAAAUUAAAUCUUUUAAUUCUUAAAUAGAAGUUUAAUAAAAAAGAAACUAAGCUGUAGAUUUAGCUUAGUUAGAAGAAUAAAAUAAUAAUACUAUUUAAUGUCCAAUUUGUGGAGAUGAUAUUCAAAAGAAAUAGAAAAUUAUAUUAUUAGAAUGCUAACAUAUAUUUCAUACAGACUGUCUAAUCAGAUGGCUCAAAAUCAAAAACUCUUGUCCUUAUUGUAGGAGAUCAGCUGUAAAAUGUUAAUAAUGA
Messenger RNA from Paramecium sonneborni, 1269 nucleotides. Lineage: Eukaryota; Ciliophora; Oligohymenophorea; Peniculida; Parameciidae. The record is from the annotation of a GenBank genome assembly.